Capsicum annuum is the source of this 2713-nucleotide messenger RNA. RefSeq names its product U3 small nucleolar RNA-associated protein 6 homolog. The coding region runs from base 248 to 2203 and encodes 651 amino acids. Gene Ontology annotation, molecular function: snoRNA binding; protein binding. Gene Ontology annotation, cellular component: Pwp2p-containing subcomplex of 90S preribosome; small-subunit processome. Gene Ontology annotation, biological process: maturation of SSU-rRNA from tricistronic rRNA transcript (SSU-rRNA, 5.8S rRNA, LSU-rRNA). NCBI's taxonomy places the organism in Eukaryota, Viridiplantae, Streptophyta, Magnoliopsida, Solanales, Solanaceae. The transcript is spliced from 7 exons. The record is from RefSeq and is a predicted model, not a curated record.
UCGCCUAGCCCAAUAAUCCCAUUUCCCAAGCCCACUGUCAUUAGUCAUUACUUACCCUAGACUUAGGUUUAAUCUCAUUCUCACUCUCUCACUCUCUCCGUCUCUCAAACCGAAAAUGUCAGUAUACCCAAAAGUCGAUAUUAUUUGAUGAAAACUGAAGAGGCUAGAGACGGCCAAAGACGAUUUGCUGAUCGGCUUUUGUUGUUGCGCUCACAAUUUUGAAGGGACAGAAGAAGAGAAAGCAAAAAUGGCGGAUGUGGUACAGUACAAGAUGGAGCGAAUGCUCCAUGAGCUAGACGACCUUGAAAAACGCGGCCUAUUUAGCCGCCAAGAAAUAGAAGAAAUAGUGAAACAGCGCCGCAAAUUUGAGUACAGGUUGAAGAGACCUAGACCAUUGAAACAGGAUUUUGUAGCAUACAUUGACUAUGAAAAAAGUCUCGAUUCUCUACGACUUCUACGUAAGAAAGCUCUCAUGAAAAAAACUGGCGAUAGGAAGUUGAAAAAAUCGGUUUCGGAUUAUGCUGGCGUUUCCAGGAUUAUUGACAUUUACCGGCUCGCUACGAGAAGGUUUAAGGGAGAUAUAGAGCUUUGGUUUCAGUAUUUGGAGUUUUGUAGGGACCGAAGGAAUGGUCGAAUGAAGAAGGCCCUUGCACAGGCAAUUAGGUUUCAUCCUAAGGUGCCUGGAGUAUGGAUAUAUGCUGCAGCUUGGGAAUUCGAUAACAACUUAAAUGCUGCUGCUGCUCGUGCCCUAAUGCAUAGCGGCUUGAGAGCUUGUCCAACUUCUGAGGAUCUGUGGGUAGAAUAUCUCCGAAUGGAGCUUACGUACCUAAAUAAAUUAAAGGCCCGCAAAGUUGUGCUAGGAGAAGAUAAGGGAACACUGGCUCAUUCUGGCAAAAAUGCUAAAGAGGAACAGUGGAGAAAUGAAAACAAGGAGUUAUUUAUGGCCCUUGAUGAUAAAAGAGAGGAUGACAAAUUAUCCGACCUUCACGGCGGAGACUCAAAGGAGAGACUAGAUUUAUUUAGGGAACAAGGUUUAAGUGUUCUUCAGACAGUUUACAGUGGUUCUAUAAAAGCCCUCCCUUCCAGUUUCAGUUUAAGAACACAGUUUCUUGAGAUACUAGAAGCUACAAAUUUAGCUCAUUCAGAAGAUAUGAGAAAUGAGAUACUUGCUGAUAUGAAAAGAGACUUUUCAAAAGAACCAAAAUAUUGGGAUUGGCUUGCAAGACAGGAAGUGAUUGAUCGUAAUAAUCCAGAGAGUACUGAAGGAGUGACAGCUGAUCAAUUAAGCAGAGCAAUUCAGGUUUAUGAGGAGGGUUUAAAAUUUGUGCCUUUGGCCUCAAUGUUUGAUUGUUAUGCAAAGUUCUUGAUGGAUGUCAUCCAUUUUAAAAAUCAGGGAAGUCAAUCUUCUGAGCACUUCAGUGCAGCUAGUCAUGGUAUGGAUCCUAUUUCACAGCUCUUGGUAGUAUAUGAAAAGGCUGAAACAAUGGGGUGCAUCACAGAGGAUCUUGCUUGUCAGUAUGUUUCUUUUCUACUGCAACUUGAAAAAGUAGAUGAAGCUAGGACUUUGGCGGCUAAAUUUUGUUCUGGAAAAUUUUCAGAAGCAGUGCGGCUAUGGGCGUUACGGUUCUCAACAGAAAUGAGAUUUAUCCAGAAUAACUGUACUCCAAAUAAGGCAGCUCUGUCUUCUUUCUUUGAACCCCUGAGAAAUGUUCUAUUGGAAGUGCCCAUAUCAGAAGCAGAAACCAUAUGGCUUAUGGCACUCAAAUAUUUCUCCACUCAUAAGAAGUUCUUUCACAAGUUGGUUGAGAUCUCUAUGAUUUCACUGGCCAAAUAUGGUGGAAGUGAUGAUGGGUUUUCCCUCUCUGCUACCAUCGUCAAUUUUGUUCUGCAAAGCAAUGGAUUUGAGAGUGCUAGAGAGUUAUAUAAGAGAUUCCUUGCUUUACCACAUCCUGGACUUUCUUUAUAUAAGAAUUGCAUUGAGCUGGAAUUGAACCUUGCAUCUAAUGGAGAUAAGAUUAGUCUUGGCAAUGCCCGAAAAUUGUUUGACACUGCAGUCACUACUUAUGAUCAUGAUGUCGGAUUGUGGCAAGACUAUUACAAUAUGGAAGUCAAGAUGGGAACAUCAGAAACUGCAGCAGCUGUUCACUGGCGAGCACGGAAAACCCUGAAGAAGAGUAUUUCCCUUCUACCCCCCUCACAAUGAUCAAUCUUUGAAUGUGGGAACACGUUCAAAAUUUAAGCUGGGAAUACUUUGAGCAAGUAAUAUGACCAAAGGUUCUAUCCGGAGGACUGGCUAAUGUGAUUUCUUAUGCAGUGCAGUGCACCAUCUCUUAUCAUUGAUUUGCAGUAUUGAUUCUCUUCUGAUGACUUACUUUAGGAUCUUAUGUGAUCUGAGUCCCUGUGAAAGGAGCUUUAGUAUAUUCUCAGUCAAGACCUUUGACAGCAGCUGACAGCUGUGAUAUAAAGCUUUGAAGGAGAGCUUUAAUGUCAUCUCAGUUCAAUUUUUUUGCUCUCUCAAACUACUUUGGCCGACAAUUUUGUAGACUAGUACCUUUAGCUUUGUGUGUGAAACAAACAUUUUACGAUCUUUAUCAAGAAAGCCUUGUAACUUUUAAUAGGAAUUGAAGUUAUCUGGCUGAAUUUGUUGGUAAUCCCUAUCCGUUGUUUAGUUUGAUAGAUUGAGGACAAUUUAAUCUAUAUUUAUUUUUUAACA